AUGUUCGCGACUUUGCUCUCCGUCUCUCUCCUUGCGCUGUCACAGACCGCUGCGGCUUCGACAGCAUUUGAGGAGAAAUGUCUUGCGUUCAGACCUGAGAAGUACAUUGAUGGCGCAACGCGCAACGUUCUUCAAUACGUUACUGCGGGCACGACGUUGACGUUUCCUGACAACGACGUGACAUGCAAUCGUGCUAGUCAGGCCGUUUCGGCAGACUUGUGCCGUAUUGCUCUAUCGAUCAAGACAUCCAAAUCAUCAAACAUCACAUUCGAAGCGUGGUUUCCAGAAGAUUGGUCAGGUCGUUUUUUGGCAACUGGAAACGGCGGCAUUGAUGGAUGCAUCAAGUACGAAGACCUCGCAUACGGCUCUCUCAAUGGGUUUGCCACCGUUGGAGCAAACAAUGGCAAGAAUGGCACUACGGGAGUAGCGUUUCUCAAUAGUCCAGAGACCGUGGUUGACUUUGCCUGGCGCUCUCUACAUACGAGCGUCGAGACAGGCAAAAAACUGUCAAAGAAGCUAUACAAGGAGAGUCACACGAAGUCAUACUACUUAGGCUGCUCUCUGGGCGGCCGCCAAGGUAUCAAGAGCGCAGAAAAGUUUCCCAAAGAUUUCGAUGGCAUCGUCGCCGGUGCCCCAGGCGUCGACUUCAACAACCUGGUGUCCUGGCGCGCCCGUUUCUACACAAUCACCGGUCCAAGCACCGGCCCCAACUUCAUCCCCGCGACAGCAUGGAAGACGUGGAUUCACGAAGAGGUGCUGCGCCAGUGCGACACUAUCGACAAGGUCAAGGACGGUAUCAUCGAAGACCCCGCUUUGUGCAAGUUUGACCCAUCAACACUACUUUGCGGCCGCAACACCACUGCCAAUUGUCUAAACCAGAACCAGGUCCACCAGAUUAACACUAUUUUCAGCGAUUACAAGUAUCCGACCGGACAACUGAUCUUUCCUGCCAUGCAGCCGGGUAGCGAAAUCAAUGCUGUGGAUCGAUUGUACGCCGGUGCCCCGUUCCCCUACUCAGAAGAUUGGUUCAAGUAUGUCGUCUUCAAUAACCCCCUCUGGAACGCGUCUACGUUCGACUUCUUGGCCGUACGCGCAGCAGAGUUGCUCAAUCCUGGAGAUAUCCGCACCUACCCAUCCGAGUUGCCUGGGUUCGAGCGCCGAGGCGGAAAGCUGCUUAUGUACCACGGCCAGCAGGACAAUCAAAUCACAGCGUUCAAUACAAAUCGCUUCUAUGAACACCUGCGGGGCCGCAGAAGCUACGAGUCAAUGGAUGAGUGGACACGGUUCUUCAGAGUUUCGGGCAUGUUCCACUGCAACUCUGGACCCGGUGCCUGGGUCCUUGGUCAAGGCGGAAAUGCUGCGCAAAACGGUAUUGCGUUUGAUAGGCAACACAGCGUUCUCAAAGCCAUGGUGGACUGGGUAGAGAAGGAUGUCGCACCACAAUACAUCGAGGGUACUAAAUUCGUCAACGAUACCGUGUCGUUGGGUGUGGAUUUCACGCGUCGCCAUUGCAAGUUUCCAGCACGCAACACAUAUGUGGGUGGCGACUAUAAGAAACCCUCGAGUUGGGAGUGCAAAUGA
Dothidotthia symphoricarpi CBS 119687 is the source of this 1581-nucleotide messenger RNA. RefSeq names its product tannase and feruloyl esterase. NCBI's taxonomy places the organism in Eukaryota, Fungi, Ascomycota, Dothideomycetes, Pleosporales, Dothidotthiaceae. Bases 1 to 1581 code for a protein of 526 amino acids. The record is from RefSeq and is a predicted model, not a curated record. The transcript has 4 exons.